CGAGUGCCCGCGGUGAACUGCUCCAGCAUCCCUGCGCAGGCAGCGGGGAGGAUGCAGCCAUAAAACACAACCAUCCCAAAACAUGUAACCGUGGAAGCAGGGUUUUUUUUUCCGGCGCUGGGACUCUGCGAUGAGGGACGGAAGACGUGCGGGACUGGAUUUAGUGUUUUUGCGCCUCUGCGGAGCACGGGCCGUUAUAGUGAGAGAAAUAAUGCGGAAUAUUUCCCCCUGUAGGUGUUAACGCAGAAAAUACAAGAUGAAGAAGCAAUUCAAUCGGAUGCGACAGCUCGCCAACCAAACGGUGGGAAGGGCAGAGAAAACAGAGGUGUUAAGUGAGGACCUUCUACAGGUGGAGAAGCGUCUGGAUCUGGUCAAGCAGGUGACACACGGCACUCACAAGAAGCUGACGGCCUGCCUGCAGGGUCAGCAGGGGGCUGAUAUUGAGAAGAGAUCCGUCAAGUCGCCGUCCAAAAAACUGCCGCUCACAAUCCUGGCACAGUGUAUGGUAGAAGGCGCGGCGGUGCUGGGGGACGACUCUCUCCUCGGAAAGAUGCUGAAGCUGUGUGGGGAGACGGAAGAGAAGUUGGCCGAGGAGCUCAUCCAGUUUGAGUUCCAGAUAGAGAGAGAUGUGGUGGAGCCUCUCUACGUGCUCGCCGAGGUGGACAUUCCCAACAUCCAAAAACAGAGGAAGCACUUAGCUAAACUUGUAUUGGACAUGGACUCCUCUAGGACAAGGUUUCAUCAGUCCUCUAAGUCAUCCGGUCACCCGAGCACGCUGCAGCCCGGCGCCAAGUCCGAGUCCCUCAGAGAGGAGAUGGAGGAGGCAGCCAAUCGGAUGGAGAUUUGUAGGGAUCAAUUGUCAGCAGAUAUGUACAGUUUUGUGGCCAAAGAAAUAGACUAUGCAAAUUACUUUCAGACACUGAUAGAAACACAGGCGGAAUAUCAUCGGAAGUCCUUAGAGAUUCUUCAAAGUAUUCUGCCCCAGAUUAAAGCUCACCAAGAAGCGUGGGUGGAGAAGCCGUCGUUUGGCAAGUCUCUGGAGGAACACCUAAAUAUUAGUGGAAGAGAGAUUGCCUUCCCCGUGGAAGCAUGUGUCACAAUGCUGUUAGAGUGUGGCAUGCAAGAGGAGGGCCUCUUCAGAGUGGCUCCGUCCGCUUCCAAGCUGAAGAAGCUGAAAGCAUCCCUGGAUUGUGGAGUUAUGGAUGUGCAGGAGUACUCCUCCGACCCGCACGCCAUCGCAGGGGCUCUAAAAUCAUACCUCCGUGAGCUCCCCGAGCCACUGAUGACCACUGAACUUUAUGAUGAAUGGAUUCAGGCCUCAAACGUUCAAGAUAUGGACAAGAGACUACAAGCAUUAAUGGCAGUGUGUGAUAAACUCCCCACAGACAACUUGAACAAUUUCAGAUAUCUUGUCAAAUUCUUAUCCAAGUUGAGCGACUACCAGGACGCAAACAAGAUGACACCCGGGAAUAUGGCAAUUGUUCUUGGCCCCAACUUGCUUUGGACACACACCGAACCCAACAUGACAGAGAUGAUGACCACCCUGUCACUGCAGAUUGUUGGCAUUAUUGAGCCCAUUAUCCAGCAUGCUGACUGGUUCUUCCCUGGAGACAUUGAAUUCAACUUGACAGGCAGCUACGGCAGCCCGAUCCACACCAACCACAACUCCAACUACAGCUCCAUGCCCUCGCCAGACAUGGACCAAUCCGAGCGCAAGCAGCCGCAUGACCAGAGCCGACGCCCACUGAGCGUCGCCACUGACAACAUGAUGCUGGAGUUUUACAAGAAGGAUGGCAUUAGGAAGAUACAAAGCAUGGGCGUCCGCGUGAUGGAUACCUCCUGGGUGUCUCGUAAGGGUUCGGCCACGCUGGUGCGCAAAACCUCCUCCACACCUCCGGGCAUGCAAGGCCCCGGCUCCCCCGCAGACACUCUCCUCCCGGAGCAAUCCGGAGAGUUUGCAACUUCCCCGUCCACGACCCCGCCGCCUGGAGAAAGGGCCUGUUCGUUGAAGAGCAAAGAGCUCUCGCCUGUCAUUGGACACAAAGCAAUCCAGGUGGCAGGUCCAACUGUCCCCCCCAGCUGUAGUCUUCAUAGCAGUAUCCAGUCCCUCCACUCCACAGAGCACAGUCCACACACCCUGCGCAAAGGCUCCAAGAAGUUGGCCCCUGUGCCUCCCAAGGUCCCUUACAGCCAGUCCUGCGGGAUGUCCGACCAGUCCACAGGUCAGCCGUCACCGGUCAGCCUGUCCCCCACGCCUCCUAGCACCCCGUCCCCUUAUGGACUGGUCUGCCCCCCCGGCCUAGUGCCCCCGUCCUCCCCUGGGCAAACCUCAUUGGGGGCACCCUACUCCCUUUAGUCCCCACCAUCACUAGGCGGAACGCUCACUAAGUCGCGGCCUGCCCUAAGCCCAGGCAGAAGGCCCAGUCUGCCCCCUCCUCAGCCCGCCCACCGCAUCCCCGGGGUUCACUGGCCCGGGCCGUGGUCCCGGGCCCCCAGCCCCUGGAGCAGAGCCUCCUGGAUGGACUCUCUCCCGGGAAGAAGCAUGUCUACAGCUGUGUGAGGCCAGGGAUUCAGUGUGGGCUAAGUGUGAGGGGGACUUUUAGGAUAUCUUCAAUUAUGAAAUCCCCUCCUUCAAUGUCAAUCUGGACAGCCUCAUCGAUGAGUUCAGCGGUGCCCCUUGCAGGAGGUCCGUGGCAGUGACAGACUCUCCGGAGGGGGACGCUGUGCCUGAGGAGGAACCACUGAGCACCACUCUAUGACCUAUGACCCUAAGGCAUCACAGCUUACCAGCACCCCUGUGGCUAUACAUGCUCUUAACUGUCGCCACCAAGGCCUGAUGGAAACACCAUUUGGCCUCACCAAAGCCCACCUGAAACCAGAACGCGAACACAUCUGCCACAGGCUGCAAAGAAACUAAUCUCUUACAAUUGCUCGCUACUACAUACAUGUGACUACAGAAAAAAAACACCAAAAUGCCAUAGUUGAGGAACAGUUGCCUUUAGGAGAAAAGACUGGAAUAUAGAUGAGUAUCACAUUAAGAUGUAUUUAUUUAUUUGUUGUUAGGGUUUUUUCUUUGCCUUUGUUCAUCUUUGCAGUGGUCUGUAUUUCUGUGUUUUCCAGUUUAUUUUUGCCUUAUUAGAAAAUGCAAUCAAAUUGCAAUAUGAUAUUCACACGUUUUGCAACUUUUGGUAAGGGAAACUCAGAGCCUGACAUAGUUAGGAGCCAAGCCCAUCCUCAGGGUGAAACAGAGAUACAGCGAGUAGACUUGUUAUAUUGCUAACAGGGUAUUCGAGCUUUGUGCACAUUAGGAAAAUGCUGGGCCGCGGAGAAAGGUUUUGCAUGCAAGCUGAAACGUUUCAUGAAGUUUACUUCUUAUUGGCACGGCUCAAACUUUACUUUUGCUCUUCUUUCACUUAUCACAACUAUAGUUCUCUAUAAUUUACUGUCAUCCAGGUAAGCUCACUUCAACUCACUUUAUACCAGCACAGUAUGAGAAGAAUGUUACUGACAGAAAAGCACCACGGUGCGUUUGCAUGACAAGCCAAUAUGAACGGACUGCUUUGGAUCAAGGGCCUCCGAAUGACAGGGUUUUAUUUUGUGUGAAUGCUUUUGCUGCUGUUGUCCUCGGAGUAUAUUUAGACCACGCGUGUGCUGUAACAGCUUGAUGGAUGGAUGACUACACUGCCUUUAGGUUCGUAUGAGUCUCUCUCUUAACUUUGUUUCAAGUGCUUCAGGUUCAGUGACCUUUGACCCCUAGUGUAAAUACAUAGACUGUACAGAAAUUGAUGUAUAUAAAUCUAAGAGGAAAAUUAUAUGUAAAAUGCAUAUCUGGAAUAUAUAUAGUAAUAAUAUAUGUGUUGAUAUCUAUCAUGUGUAGAAAAUGUAAUGAUUAAAAAUGUGCUGUUAUUUUUGUCCCUGCACACAAUGAACAGGUUUGCUGUUGAUGUAGUGUUUCACUUUAACACCAGGUAACAAUGGUGAUGCAGCAGAAAUGUGAAAGGUAUUUCUGCCGGAAAACAAUAGUGUUUUUUCUAAUUCUCACUCCCGAGCUUUGACUUCAAACAUGCUGGAGCAAUAAUGAGUUGCACACCCAUGCCCUAUCUUUUUUUCCUUUUUUAAUCAGUAAUUUAAUAGAUUCUUGUGUAGAUGAUUGGAUUGCUGUUAGCCGACUCUGAUCGCUUAAUUAAUUCUUAAUAAGGAUAGAUGGAAUCCGGAACUAUACCGUGGGACUGACUAAAAAUAUACGCUCAAUCAAUUAGAAUGGCAGACAAAUACUAAGAUAGUUGGCACACCUUCAGAAAUGUUAAAUUACUCAGUCCUUUGUUGGUAUUCUCACAGACAAUUAAUCAGAGCUAGUUCACGUUCAUCAGAUAACAGAUCACUUUUUUAAUUCCAUAGAAAAAUGUCCUAGGACUAAUUUUGUCAAUUAAAGUGCAAUUACAGUGUUAACUGAUCCACCUGAAUCCAAAAAGUGGUCAAAGUCACCUUUCCCACGCCUACAGAAAAGAAGCCAUUGAUUUUAUUGCAAAGCAAUUAAUUUAUUCUGUUUGUUUUAUGCGUGAGUUUCCUCUGGCCAAACGGAAUCUACAAUAGUGAUCAAUGGUAUGCCUCUGUGUGCGUUCUCUUUGAAGAUUUUGGUGACGUUGAUAAUUAUAUUGAUAGUUGUGGUGAUUAUAUGACAACAAUUGCAAGUGCCCUCACUCUGGUCGUUACGUUGGAACUAUAAGCAUAAUUAAUGUGUACUAGAGGUUUUAUUUUCUGUGCUGGAUCCAUUCUUUUUAUUUUACAAGGCGGCAGGGGUAUUUUUCUCUGUGCGGACUGAAUGUGACUGACUCAUUUCAAACGAUAGGCUUAUAUCUUAUUUUGUAAUAACCGAUAGGCAAUUGAGAGCUUGUGUUUGGAUGAAAGUUAGCUAGGGCCUGUGGGCAUGUAUUGUUAUAAGUGCAGUGCAGUAUUACUGUAAUGCUUUUGUGCAUCAUAAUUACAGCCACCUAAAAGCAUGCGUUCAUAUUCAUUCUCGGUCGGAUUGUUAUACUUCUGAAAAGAAUAAAACACCUGUACCUUCCCUCAAAACACAAGUCAUAAUUCCAUUGCUGGUUUCUGCCAGUAACUCUACGGCAGUUUUCCAGAGCGUGACAGAAGCCACCUGUUUCACCAAAUGGCGCAACUCCUACAUAGUUGUAUCAAGCAUUUGAAUUUCUGUAGACGUCCAUUUCCUAACUCACCUACACCGUCAUUUGUUCAUGUUUUGUCGGGGGAGGUAUAUGAGAAAAAAGGAAAAAUCUGAAAAAGUCUCAUGCAUGCGCUUGGACAGUCUUUUGAUAAUCCAUGUUUUGUGUCAAUCACAUGUCUUUUUGGGGGGGAUUGUAAGAGGGGUGAAAUGCGGAGAGGGAGAUUGUGGAUCACAAUAAAUGGUCCUCUGUGGGGUUUUGAGCAAUAGGUGUAGAGGAGCGGAUGUUGCCUGUGGACGUACAGCCUCCCUCUGCUUUCACUACAAGUGUACAAACAAAACCUGCCGCUUGUCAAGCCCACCGCGCGCACCCCUUCCUCCUCUGCUUAGCAUAUCAAGUGGAACACAGUGUGUACUGUGAAGCCUACCUGCAAUCCUUAUCAGAAUGUCAGAAAUAAAUAUAUAUAUAAAUACAUAUAUAUAUUAAAGUCUACAUUUUUAAUAAUC
This is a messenger RNA of Gasterosteus aculeatus aculeatus (three-spined stickleback), 5677 nucleotides long. The record is from RefSeq and is a predicted model, not a curated record. Lineage: Eukaryota; Metazoa; Chordata; Actinopteri; Perciformes; Gasterosteidae.